Molecule: messenger RNA, 2647 nt
Organism: Vespa velutina
Lineage: Eukaryota; Metazoa; Arthropoda; Insecta; Hymenoptera; Vespidae
Gene: Tmem63
Product: calcium permeable stress-gated cation channel 1
Exons: 12
Coding region: 165-2480 (771 amino acids)
Cellular component (GO): plasma membrane
Molecular function (GO): calcium-activated cation channel activity
Source: RefSeq, a predicted model, not a curated record
AAACGCGUCGUAAUAGUCAACUUUAAGAUUGCAUUACAUAUGUCAAACCCGUAUGUUUAGUUAUUACGUCUAGAAUCUGCGAUGUGUCAAAUUCGUAGAAAUUUAUUUAAUAUGUUUCCUCAAAUUUGUUUAGUAAUUUAUUAAUCUUAAAGGUUCGCAUAACAAUGGAAACAACUGUCUUCCCAAAUGUAAGCCUACCUCCGGCAUUUUAUAAACCUCCAUCGCCAGAUUUAUGUAUACCAAUUCACAGAUCCAAUACAACAAUUAUAACAGAUGCGUAUGCUGGAAUACCUGAAAAUUUAGUUUUAAAUAUUAUAGGAUUUUUGUUAUUAGUUCUUUUAUUUGGUUUAUUGCGUAAAAAAGCUUGGAAUUAUGGACGUCUUGCAUUGCUACAUAAAUCAGAUAAUAGAUGGAUGGAAUUAUUUUAUGGCGACAAUGAUACCAGAGAUGUAGACGCAAUAUAUUUAGAAACAUCUGUUAAUUCUCAGCUAUCUCAAGCUGAUAGAGGUUUUCUUUCAUGGAUUGUUACAGCAUUUAAAAUAAAAGAUGAAGAACUACUGAAAAGAGCUGGUCCUGAUGGGUUGCUAUAUAUAUUAUUUGAGCGUUAUUUGAUUGUUUUAACUAUUGCAAUGGUUAUUGUAUCAUUAUGUAUAGCAUUGCCUAUUAAUUUUUAUGGUAGUACGCAUGAUGAUGAUUUAACAUUUAGUCGUACAACAGUAGCCAAUCUAGAUCCAAUGUCUUCUUGGAUAUGGGUACACUCAAUGUUAAUUAUAUCUUAUUUACCAAUUGGUACUUAUGUGAUGAGACGUUUUUUAAAACAGGUACGUGAAACUAGAUCUAGCGGCGAAUUAGCAGCUAGAACACUAAUAAUCACAGAAAUACCCAAACACCAAUGUGAUGUAGAAACACUUACAGAAUAUUUUAAAGAAGCAUUUUCAACACUUACCAUAGAAGAUGUUACAUUAGCUCACGAUAUUAGACGUCUUUCAGUGUUAGAUGCAGAAAGAGAUUGUGCAGAGCAAGCACGUUUGUAUUGUGAGAAUUAUGCUAAAAAAAGAGAUCCUUUAAAAAUAUAUCCCCAUCGCUGUGGUCAAAUUUUGGGAUGUUGUUGCAAAUCCAAAGUUGAUGCUCAAGAAUUUUAUGCAAGUGAAGAAAUUCGAUUAACUGCAUUAGUAGAAGAAGAAAGACAAUUGGCCUUAAAUAAACCACUUGGAAUAGCGUUUGUUACUUUAGGAACUCCUGGUGCAGCUAGAACUAUGAGGAGACAAUUACGAUCCUCUCCUUCGAUAAAGUGGAUCGUUAAUUAUGCUCCAGCACCUUCAGAUAUUUUUUGGGAAAAUUUAAGUAUACCAAGAAAAUGUUGGUAUUUAAACGCAGCAAUGAUAAAUGUUGCUUUGUUUAUAACAUUGUUUUUCCUUACCACACCAGCUGUUAUUAUACCAAUUUUAAAUAGGUUAUCUAUACCUGGAGAAAUAAAAAAUUUGAGUCCUAUUAUUUCUUCUUUUUUACCAACUUUAUUAUUAGUAAGCGUGGCUGCUUUAAUGCCUGUAGUUGUUGAAAAAAGUGAAUCUUUAGUAAGACACUGGACAAGAAGCAGUUUGAAUCGUACGGUCAUGAGAAAAACUUUAUUAUUUUUGUUACUUAUGGUUCUUAUAUUACCUAGUUUAGGAUUAACCAGUGCUGAAGCAUUUUUUGUUUGGACUAUGAAAGGGAAAAAUGAUACAGGAAGGUGGGAAUGUGUAUUUCUUCCUGAUCAGGGCGCUUUAUUUGUAAAUUAUGUAAUUACUGCUGCUUUACUUGGAAGUGCAUUGGAAUUAGUCAGAUUUCCCGAACUCGCCUUAUACACUUAUCGUCUUUGUAUUGCACGCAGUAAAGCAGAGAGAGUGCAUGUCAGGAAAGCAGUAUUAUGGGAGUUCCCAUUAGGAGCACAUUAUGCAUGGUUACUAUUGGUAUUUACUAUGACAACAGUUUAUAGCCUUGCCUGUCCUUUAAUUACUCCAUUUGGACUGUUAUAUUUUUUAGUAAAACAUUUGGUGGACAGGCAUAAUUUAUGCUUUGCUUAUGGACCAAGUGUAGGUGGUGGUCAAUUAGCAGGUACAGCAGCUAGCGCAGCAGGAACUGCUCCGAUUCUUGCACAAGUAGCAUUUUUAGCUCUCGGAUUAGUAAGAAGAGGUUUAUCUCCUCUGGCAGCUGUACAACUUAGUGGUCUUGCUGCUAGUAUUUUAGGUCUUGUAACUGGAGUUACAUUACCUGCAUCCAAACCCAAAACACAACCGCCGAGAAGAGAUCUUCCUGGCGGAAUAACAGGACAAAGUUUUAUUGCACCCGUAUUACGAAAGAAACAAAUUUCUCCAGAAGAAACUAUACCUGUAGAUUCAAACUCUGAAAUGAAUACACCAAGUCCAAGUAUAUCUUCUUCUAUCGUCUUAGAAGAUGCCCCUAAGCUUUAUCAAAAUUAUUCAAAAGAACCUAAGGUGUAAGGUGUAAUUUUUGUUUUUAUAAGCAGUUUUUAUAAACACAAGCUUAUAACUACGUGUAUAUAAACUAGCACACAAAAUAAGCAUCUUAAAAAUUUGAGAUAAAAAAGAAAAAAAAGAAAAAAAAAAAAAAUAGAAAACAGAAAAAAAGAAGAAAGAAAUAAUAUAUC